CCGCGUCACGCGUGACGUGCCGUGGACGCGCGCUGCGCAUGCUCGUGUGAGCCGGGGAAGAUGUCGGCGCCGUGCUGGAAUCUGCUGAGGUCGGCUGUGGGAGGUCUUUGCUACUUACCAACCAGAAGACUCUGUUUAAGGGCAGGUCAUGUGCAGAUCGUCACCAAUCACAGAUCACAGCCGUCUGUCUUACACUGCAGAGCCCUUCACUGCAGCCGCUACCCUUUACUAAACAGCACCAAGACAGAGUCUCAGAGAGCAGCAGAAGCGCCUAAAGCACCAGAGACUACAAGCGGACAAAAGAAGGCAGAAGACGAUGAGGUGGAGGAAGAAUACGGACCAGAGUAUAUUCCCAGACGGAAGGCGAAAAAUCCAAUGACGAUAAUAGGAUAUGCAUGGAUUAUUGGUCUUCCCACUGGUAUAAUCGGGUUUAUUCUGGCUAAGAAGCAGGUGGACAAGAACAGACUGAAGCAGCUAAGAAUCCGGCAAAGGAUGAAGAAGGCCAACGAGGGAGAGUACGAAAGAGAGCGCUACAAACCAGCAGCAGGGCUGGAGUAACUUGACUGACUCACCGUAUGAAACCCUUUUGCAUCCAGGCUCGCCUUUCUUUGAGAUCAUCAAUGAAAACAUGAUGAAAAGCAUCAAACGUCAAAUUAAGGGCAUUUAGAAUCAAACCCGAAAACAACAGCUUUGUUGGCUUCGUCCAGUGCCAGAUUAUCAUGGGGAGAAUAAUAUACAUCUCUCACACCUCAUUAGAAUAAGAUUAGGAUUGGUCCUCAAGUUCUUAAACUAGCCUGGUUCUCAUACACUUGUAUAUGUUGGAUUGUGUAACAGCUUCAGUUGUCAUCUUGAGAAUCUGCUACUCUGUGCAUCAGUACUGAAAGGAUAUGUUUGUGUAUAGACACAAGCCUGUGAUUAGGCUUCAUGCACUGCACAUGUGAUGCCUGUGUGCAAAACUCACUUUAAGACCAAACACUGAAUUUUACAAGCUCCCUUUAUUUACAGAUGACAUUUAGGAAAGACAUCUCUGUUUAUGUAUAUAUAAAUGCAUCCAAGAUAACAAUGUAUAAAUGCAUUGAAAAUAAUCCAUUUAUUGCACAGUAAAAUAAGGUUGGCUACAAAGUAA
Molecule: messenger RNA, 1126 nt
Organism: Pygocentrus nattereri (red-bellied piranha)
Lineage: Eukaryota; Metazoa; Chordata; Actinopteri; Characiformes; Serrasalmidae
Product: DUF4748 domain-containing protein
Exons: 3
Coding region: 61-558 (165 amino acids)
Source: RefSeq, a predicted model, not a curated record